Messenger RNA from Malus domestica (apple), 1583 nucleotides. Its product is annotated as hypersensitive-induced response protein 1. The record is from RefSeq and is a predicted model, not a curated record. Lineage: Eukaryota; Viridiplantae; Streptophyta; Magnoliopsida; Rosales; Rosaceae.
AACAAAACUUUAAAAGAUGUCAAAGUGCCACAUAAGCUGUCAAAAUUUAAAUUUUAUGUUCAAAAUUUGAAUAUCUCCUUUGGAGAUGGUCUGAGAUUCCUUUAAUUUGAUUAUAGGUAGGAACAAGAUAAGAGUCAUUAAUGACUCAGAGUGUUAAAUCUUCAACCCCCAGCGUCAUUUUUCUACGAACAAAGGUUUAGGUAAAUAGUCCAAUGGAGAUUGAGAGAAAGAAGAGGAAUAAACAGACUGAAAAAAUAUAAAUUCAUUGAAAAAUAAUGGUAAAUGCUUACCAAUAAUCCAAAUAGGGGAGCGUCGAUGAACCUUUGGCAUAUGAGAAUUAGUUGAGAUUGUGGUAGUCCACACUAACAUGAAAAAAACUGGAGUGAAAAAAAUAUGGCGUGAAAGAAUUGGCUAGAAGAAGAAACAAGAGAAAAAGCAGGAUUGAAUGGGGAAGGAAGGAGAAGACUCCUUUAGUGAAGAGAACAUGGGUAAUUUAUUCUGUUGUGUACAAGUUGAUCAAUCCACAGUAGCUAUAAGGGAGAGAUUUGGAAAGUUUGUGGAAGUUCUUGAGCCAGGAUGUCAUUACCUGCCUUGGUUUCUUGGGCAUCAGCUUGCUGGCCAUCUCUCUCUUCGUUUGCAGCAAUUGGACGUGCGCUGUGAGACCAAGACAAAGGACAACGUAUUUGUUAACGUCGUUGCAUCUAUUCAAUAUCGUGCUCUAGCAAACAAAGCAGAUGAUGCUUUCUACAAACUCAGCAACACAAGGUCUCAAAUCCAGGCCUAUGUCUUUGAUGUGAUUAGAGCUAGUGUUCCAAAGCUGAAUCUGGAUGCUGCUUUUGAGCAAAAGAAUGAAAUUGCAAAAGCGGUGGAAAAUGAGCUCGAAAAAGCUAUGUCUGCUUAUGGUUAUGAGAUUGUACAAACGCUCAUUGUUGACAUAGAACCAGAUGAGCAUGUGAAACGGGCAAUGAAUGAAAUCAAUGCUGCUGCAAGAAUGAGGGUGGCAGCUAAUGAAAAGGCAGAGGCUGAGAAGAUUUUGCAAAUUAAACGAGCUGAGGGUGAGGCUGAGUCAAAGUAUCUCUCUGGGCUGGGUAUAGCUCGCCAGCGUCAAGCAAUUGUAGAUGGUUUGAGAGAUAGUGUGCUGGGGUUUUCCGUCAAUGUUCCAGGGACAACCUCAAAGGAUGUCAUGGACAUGGUCCUUGUCACACAGUAUUUUGACACCAUGAAGGAAAUUGGCGCUGCCUCUAAAUCCUCUGCCGUGUUUAUUCCCCAUGGACCUGGUGCUGUACGCGAUGUUGCUUCUCAGAUUCGUGAUGGACUUCUUCAGGGUUCUCACCAGUAGUAGGGUUCUUCUACAAGCUUUUUGUUGCUCAUCUGCAGGAACUUCUUUUGGGUCAUUGCGGCGUGCUUUAUUUGUUUUUAGUUUUCUUUUUGUGGUUUAAUUGUUUAAUAUUAUAUGUGAGCAUUUACACUUUCUGGUGAGCGUAUAAUGAUCUUAUACAAUAAGAGUAUUCUUCGUGUAUUAACUUGAAUCAUGUACAGUUUCGCCUUUUACAGACGACUCUAAAAGCGUUUUUAUUUGUUUA